AUUUUCCUGUCAUUGUUUUGACACUUUUCAAAUUUCUCGAGUCAUGCCCCGCUACGUCGGCAACUUGAACCAGCCCCAAGUGGCCUCCAUCGCCCAAAUGGGGGAAGCCCGCUCCCAGACGGGGACCCCCUCGCGAUACACCAUCGGCGCCACUGUGAGUAGCUACUACGCGGAGGACGUCCUCCCCGAGGACCAGAGUGUGGUGACUCGCCUCUUCGCCUUGUCCUUCCGGAACUUGCGCAACCGGAACUGGUUCGUCCAGCACGUUUUCGUGAUUGUGGGCUUGCAGAUGCUCUUCUCGUUCGUGUUUUACUUCGUGACGCUUUACAAGGAUGGUGCCUCGAAGAGUCUGGCCAAUAACUGGAUCCUCUUGUUGGUCAUUUUCACGGCGUUUUCGGUUGUGAUUACGGCGUUUAUGGUCUGCUGCUCGACUUGGAUUCGGCAAAAACCGAUUAAUUUAAUUUGCCUUUUUGUCAUUACACUUUGCGUGAUUCUCAUGUUUGGAGCGCUUGCUAGUAAAUUUAACUUCGCUUUAGUCAUGACGAAUCUCUUCGGAUGUCUCACUGUGGUUUGUUUUAUGAUUUCGUUGAUUGCGUCACAGAAAAAAUGGGAAAUUAUGAGUCUGAAUAUGUGUGGUGUUAUUAUGGCUAUCACUGUUGUUGUGUGUGGAGUCGUCGCAUUUGGCUUGUAUUUUUUAUGUAAAGAUCUAUUUCGUUGGGAUUUCAUAGUCGUUUCAACGAUUCUAACUAUUCUGGAUGUUGCGUUUAUGAUACUUCUUAUGAGACAAAUUAUAAAAGAACAAAUAUUGAACACAUCCGAUUUUGUUUUUGGAGCAAUUGUAAUGUACAUGAGCAUAACGACUUUAUACGUCUUCAAGGCCAUAACCAUAUUAUUUAGGGAUAGAAAACCACCAGAUGACACUGUUUUAGAAAGCUGAAUUUAUUGUAUUUUAAGUGUAAUUUAAAUAAAUGUUGGUUAGUAAA
Tribolium madens (black flour beetle) is the source of this 983-nucleotide messenger RNA. RefSeq lists its product as uncharacterized. Bases 44 to 937 code for a protein of 297 amino acids. The record is from RefSeq and is a predicted model, not a curated record. Gene Ontology annotation, cellular component: membrane. The transcript has 7 exons. Lineage: Eukaryota; Metazoa; Arthropoda; Insecta; Coleoptera; Tenebrionidae.